UGUAGAUAGCUAGGUAAACACAUGUAUGCGUGUGUAUCUCGGGAUGAAACAUGCUACUUCCCCAUUACAGGAUGACGCCAUGGACAUCACCCAGUGAGUUUAAGCUCCCUUUAGGCUGUUGUAUCGAUGGAGUUUAAAGACAUUUGUUGACGUUUGAAAGAUUGUCAUCAUGAUGUCCUGCCGUUUAUACAUUGCGCCUCUGGUCUUCUGCGCCCAAGUGGCCAGCUCCUUUUUUGACACCGCUCUCCAAAUGGUCGUGAAAGAACGAUGCGCAAACGCCACCGAUCCGGACAGCGAGCAGAAAGCCAUCACCAACUUUAACAUGAUCUUCAACAUGGUAUUCAAAUUCACCCCCAUUGUACCUGCGAUCCUCUUGGCAAAGGUUGGCGACAAAGGUUACAGGAAAGUGCCGAUUGUUGUUCCUCUGAUCGGUUACUUGGUGUCCAGAGCUUUACUUUUGCUCGAUAUCGUACUGGAAUGGCCUCUCCAGGUGUUGUACGCGGUACCGGUUAUUCAUGGACUGUGCGGAGGGUUCGCGUCAUAUUGGGCCGGCGUGAUGGCGCUUGUGUCGCUGUGCGCAAGUGAGGAUACGCGCUCAUUGCGCAUCAUGAGGACCGAGCUGGUGUAUGGCAUCGCUGGUUUUAUUGGCAGCUUGGCUUCUGGUCACCUAUUUGACCUGUAUACUGUAGAUCUCAAGCAUGGGGUCAUUUUAUCUGGAUUGAGUGUGCUUCUCUAUGUCUUCUGUCUGAUUUACGCUGCGUUUAUCCUGCGAGUGGAUCAUCUAGUGCUUGAAGACAAGCAGGAGAGACGCCAAAGUGUUGGGAUUAUAAACCAUGAAGCUCGUGAUUUGAUGAAUAUCAUUUUGCUCUUCGGCAGUGGGAUUUUGUAUGAUAUAGCAGUGGCAGGAGGGAUAGAGAUGCUGGCGGCGUAUGUGCUCAAAGACCCGUUGAAUUGGGGCGCGACAGAGGUGGGUUAUGGAAACGCGGCUGGAUCUUUGCUCUUCAUCACCAGUUUUGUGGGUGUGAAGAUCUUCACGAGGUGUUCUGUGAGAGAUGAGAGUAUGAUCAUGAUCGGAAUGGUGUCAUUUGCCGUUGGGAUUUACUUCAUGGCAUUUGUGACCACAACUCCGACGUACUUUUUGGCUCGCUCUCUCACUCUGUUUGCUUUGAUUCCAAUGCCCACCAUUCGCUCGCUGCUGUCCAAACAGGUCAAGGGAACCUCAUAUGGCAUUACCUUCGUACUACUCCAGUUGUCCUUUAAACUUGCAAGCUUGGUGACCACACCCAUUUACACCAAGAUCUAUCAGGCCUACCUUGACACCUUCCCAGGGUUUGUCUUCAUACUGUCCAGCAUCUUUACUGUUCUUUCUAUGAUACCCAUCAGUAUUGUAGGAUGUCGUUCUGCAAGACACAAUGGAUAUGAGACAAUUCAAGGGAACUGAAAGCAUCAAAGCCCAUGAAUGCAAAUGCAAACAUAGCGUACCUUCCAGAAAAUUAUGUGUUUGAAAUAAGCAUCCUUGCACAGUAAACGAUUUGUAGAAAUACACUGAUAUACAAUAUAGAAAAUAUUUUUUUGAUAUUUUACUCAGGUGACCGGUUUGUUUACUAGAAUAGAUAAUGGUACAUUUAGUUGGCUAUAGUUACACUGUUUACAGGUUGUGUAAUAUGUUUAGUGUCAUAUUUGGCCUGUUUCUGAUAUUCUGUUGAGAUCUGCACUGCUUAUUUGACAUUUAUGGCAUUUUUAAUCAGAACUUUUACAUUUUGUACAGUUUGUAAUGAACUGAAUUAUUUGUACAUCUGCAGGAAUCUUAUUAAAUAAUAUACACA
Myxocyprinus asiaticus (Chinese sucker) is the source of this 1826-nucleotide messenger RNA. RefSeq names its product thymic stromal cotransporter homolog. Gene Ontology annotation, molecular function: transmembrane transporter activity. Gene Ontology annotation, biological process: transmembrane transport. The record is from RefSeq and is a predicted model, not a curated record. Gene Ontology annotation, cellular component: membrane. Lineage: Eukaryota; Metazoa; Chordata; Actinopteri; Cypriniformes; Catostomidae. Bases 170 to 1441 code for a protein of 423 amino acids. The transcript has 4 exons.